Nycticebus coucang (slow loris) is the source of this 983-nucleotide messenger RNA. It is a transcript of the gene TNNI3, whose product is annotated as troponin I3, cardiac type. The record is from RefSeq and is a predicted model, not a curated record. Gene Ontology annotation, biological process: muscle contraction. Gene Ontology annotation, cellular component: troponin complex. The transcript has 8 exons. Lineage: Eukaryota; Metazoa; Chordata; Mammalia; Primates; Lorisidae. The coding region runs from base 183 to 920 and encodes 245 amino acids.
GGUGUAAUAAAUCACCAUCUGAUUUAUCCCUGAAGUGGGGUCCGAGUCUUUCUUGGUGGCAAAUAAUUACAACAAAGUCUGCCUCCACGGCUAGGAGAGUGGAGGCCCAGGAAUGUUCAAAAAAGGAGACUGGAAGACAGGAGUCCUCGGAGGUGAGGUUUGAGCAGCUGGGAAGAGGCUGAAUGCCCCGAGACCUUCAAGGUCACUUCGGACGCCCCCUCGCCGACCCUCCAAAAGCUCCUGUCCACUUCUCUGCCUCUGGCGAUCCCUGGUCUAAGUCCCAGGAUGGCGGACGAGGGGGCGAGCUGCACCAGGCGCCUGCACCUGCACCCGCGCCGGUCAGACGCCGUUCCUCAGCCAAUUACCGAGCCUACGCCACAGAGCCACAUGCCAAGAAAAAGUCUAAGAUCUCUGCCUCCAGGAAACUGCAGCUGAAGACCCUGAUGCUGCAGAUUGCAAAGCAGGAGCUGGAGCGAGAGGCGGAGGAGCGACGUGGAGAGAAGGGGCGGGCCCUGAGCACUCGCUGCCAGCCGCUGGAGCUGGCUGGACUGGGCUUCGCAGAGCUGCAGGACUUGUGCCGACAGCUCCACGCCCGUGUGGACAAGGUGGAUGAAGAGAGAUAUGACAUAGAGGCAAAGGUUACCAAGAAUAUCACAGAGAUUGCAGAUCUGACUCAGAAGAUCUUUGAUCUUCGGGGCAAGUUCAAGCGGCCCACCUUGCGGAGGGUGCGAAUCUCUGCAGAUGCCAUGAUGCAGGCACUACUGGGGGCCCGGGCUAAGGAGUCCUUAGAUCUGCGGGCCCACCUCAAACAGGUGAAGAAGGAGGACACUGAGAAGGAGAACCGAGAAGUGGGAGACUGGCGCAAGAACAUUGAUGCACUGAGCGGAAUGGAGGGCCGCAAGAAAAAGUUUGAAGGCUGAGCCUGCCUGUCUGCUACCAUGGCCCCGUGUAUGGCCCUGAGGAAUAAAGUGUCUCUCUGAGCU